Messenger RNA from Aspergillus uvarum CBS 121591, 1149 nucleotides. RefSeq lists its product as uncharacterized. NCBI's taxonomy places the organism in Eukaryota, Fungi, Ascomycota, Eurotiomycetes, Eurotiales, Aspergillaceae. The record is from RefSeq and is a predicted model, not a curated record. Gene Ontology annotation, cellular component: nucleus; cytoplasm. The annotation marks the transcript as partial. The transcript has a single exon.
AGUCAAGCCAAGAGGGGGGGAAAGAAAAGAAAAACCAUCAACGAACCAGGUCACCCCAACCUGCAAUCAAUCAUGGAUAGCCGACCUGUUCGAGUCCUUUGCUUACAUGGAGUUGGCACCAACAGCGAGGUGAGUGAUUGAAAGACUGCAACAGGCACGAGUAAGAGCUACUAGUCUGACCCCGCAUCUAUCAAACGAACUGUUCCAGGUGCUUGAAGCGCAAACAGGUCUGUCACACCCCUCACUGGGCAUGCUACCUACCAACCCUUCCCCUUCCUCUUCUCAACUCUUCCAACAGCUCGUUUACGAUAUCUUCUCGGAGAUCAUUAUGAGUUCGAUUUUGUCGAUGGAGCCUAUCCCUGGCCCGCAUAUCCCAGCAUCGCCGAGGUCUUCGGUCACGAUCAUACCUACUACUCCUACUGCGAUGACUCCCCGCAGAGUGUCAUGCAGGCAGCGACCGAUUUAGCGGACUAUGCGACCGAGAAUGGCCCGUUUGAUGCUGUGAUGGGGUUCUCCCUAGGUGCAGCACUUGCCAUGACGCUUCUACUCAAUCACGACCGACUUGGCCUCUCGACACCACCCUUUGGCUGCGCCAUCUUCAUUUGCGGCAUUCUACCCUGUGAUUGGACGGCACUGGAGCAGGGCCAGGUGGAGCUUCUUGCCCCCUCUCGGGUCUCCUGUCCAGUCCGGAUCCCCACUGUGCAUUGCUGGAGUGCCGAAGACCUCGACUAUCCGGGCCAGAGCCAGGCACUCAUCUCCAUGUGUACGCCCAAUGGGCGAGUGGAGUUGGUGCAUCACGCCGGGCAUGCGUUCCCCACUGACAGCGUGGGGUCCGAUCAGCUCGCCCAAGCGAUCUACACCACCGUACGCCGCAUGCGCACACGGCACGGCACCUCCGCUCUGCCUAAUUGAUCCUGGUUACUCUUUGUCAGACGGGAAGAUGGGCUUGGAGCUUGGAGCUUUGACCUUGAAUCUUGUUUGUCUCAUGUCUCAUCUUACAGGGGGGGAAAGCGAUUUGGGGUCCAGAUUUCUGUUGGCUACCUGCCUGUGAUUUGGCUAUGAUAGUCCUGCAUUGUCAGCACAGCCUUCAAUGUACCGUAGCCACAGGAUAGUAUUGCGGUAAUACGCUAAAUCUACUGCCUACCUAGC